This is a messenger RNA of Durusdinium trenchii, 2922 nucleotides long. The record is from the annotation of a GenBank genome assembly. NCBI's taxonomy places the organism in Eukaryota, Dinophyceae, Suessiales, Symbiodiniaceae.
AUGCAGCGCAGCGUGGGGAUGCAAUGUGGGCCUGCAUCGAAGCAUGCAGUCCGGAUGCCGGAUGGCGAAGAACUCCCUCUUCGACCGUCGCGAAGCGGAGCAUCUCACGUCGACCGUCGCGACCGUCAGGAUCGCAUUUUUAUGCAAGUUCCUCCUCGAGGACCUCCGAUGACGCCCGCACAGGAAGAGCUUUUGAUGCCUGUGGGAUGCGAUGCAUGUGGCAAUGUGAAGGCUCGAUUGAAGUGCAAGAAGUGUGAAAGCGCGCUCUAUUGUGAUGAGAUCUGCCAACUCCGAGCUAGGCCGCAGCACAAGCUGAAGUGUAAGUCUCCGAAGGCGCUUUUUGACAGCUAUGACGAAGAGGAGAAGCUGCAAGCGCAGGCACUGAAGCAGGAAAAGGAGAGGUCAAAGCAUGCUGUACUGGCUGCUACAUUGAAGAACUUCUUGCAGCGAACUCCUGUUGAGGCGGAACAAACUGGAGCUGACGACAAAAGACCUGAGUGGCUUCGUCGCAAAGUGGCGCAGAAGAGCAAAGAUGAGCCAGUGGUGAGUAAAGAUGAUGACCAAGUCCAGAAGGAAGUCAAGAGCUUCCCAGAUGAACCUCUACCUAACGCCACGUUGCAACCACCGUCCUCACCGUGUGAAGAACCACCGUCCUCGGCUGAGUACAUUUCGAUUCCUGGGGCAGACGUGAACAUGCCCCGCUUGGUGUUGGGCACUGGAGGACAUCGAACACUACAGGAGACGGAGGGAAGGGCGGCCAUUCUGGCAGCGCUCAGAAUGGGUUACAGAGGCAUCGACACUGCUGAAAUGAAUCGGAACUUGCUUGACGUUGCCUGGGCGCUUAAACGAUCUGGGCUGAAGAGAGAGGAAGUGUUUCUCAUCGUGAAGAUUCCUCCAUGGAGCCACGGCUAUGAGGAGACCAAGUUCUCUUUGCAUCGUCAACUGGAGCAACUCCAGGUUCAAUAUGCCGAUUUGUUGCUGGUGCACUGGCCUCAUGCUUGGAGUCCGGAGCAGAAGGACUGGGAUUUGAUGCAAUGGCGGGCGGUUGCACGAUGGAGAGCCAAGCGAGCGCGGGGGACUUGGGCUGCUAUGGAAGAGCUCUACAGAUCAGGAAAGGCCAGGGCCAUUGGUGUCAGCAAUUACACGAUCGAGCACCUCGAGCAACUGCUCAGUUCCAGCAACAUUUCUCCAAUGGUCAUGCAAGGAGAAUCGCAUCCUCACUGGAGCAACAAGUCAGUUCGUGAUUGGUGCAGGAAGCAUGAGAUCCUCUUCCAGGGCUAUGCUCCUUUCGGCGGACCCAAGACGGAGCUCAGUGGAAACCAUCGAGCUGUGAAUGAUGAAUUUGUCCAACAAGUGGCAGAUCGGAAUCACUUGUCUGUCUUCCAGGUGUGCAUGCAGUGGAACCAAAGCCGAAACUCCAGCACAGUACUGCAGUCUUCCAAUGUGGAUCAUUUGCGUGAGAACUUUGCCGCCUGCAAAGGCAGCGUUUGCUCUCCCAAGGAUUUUGGGGGCAUAGAUGAGCGAGCCAAAGAGCAUUUGAAGUACGGCCCCUGCUACUGGGGUCACAACGAUAUGGAUUACAUGAAUCCUUGGAAGGAUGAAGAGAAGUUGAUGGAAGCUUUAUCUCGACGCUUCGGUCGCAGUGAGAUGCUGGACAAGUGGUCGCAGGAGAUGCUCCAACACACAAGCCUUGCGACCGUGGUAGCGGACUUGGAGGAUGCCACACUGCAGUGCUUACACCACUUGCCGGACUUGAGGACUUCGAUCCAUGCCUAUCAGCCCCCAGCGGCUGAGGCCGCGGCCGCCUUCCAGGUGCUCACGGCUCAACUUCGAAGCGUGAACACACAACUCACCAGCACGACCGACUCCAUCGUGCCGAUGCAAUUCGUCAUGGCGCUGCGCCAGCGCUUUCCCAGGUUUGCAGAGAUGCAAAAUGGCGCCUAUAUGCAGCAGGACGCGGACGAGUGUCUGCGUGGUUUGCUCACCUCAUUGGCCACCACCCUGCCAGGCAGCAGCGAAAGCUCUAACAGGGUGGACGAACUUUUUGGCUAUCGACUGAAAUCCUCGCUGAAGUGCUUGGAAUGCGAUGAAGAGCCUCCACAGGAGAGUGAAGAGUUGACACGGGUUUUGAUGUGCCACCUGGGUACUCAGACGGAGCCGGUGUCCCACAUCACUCAAGGGGUUCAACUUUCCUUGAAGGAACACAUUGAAAAGAACUCCCCGGUCUUGGGCCGCAAUGCGCAGUAUGAGAAGACCUCGACGCUGGAAAGCCUGCCGCCCUACCUCAUUGUGCAGUUCGCACGCUUCGGGUACAAGGGCGCCAACGAGUGGGCCGGCACCAGCGCGGCGAAGGUGAAGCUCACGCGAAAAUGUGCCUUCACGCACACCUUCGACAUCUUGGAGUGCGCCUCCGACGAUCUCAAGAAGAAGCUCUCGGUGGGGCGUUUGCGGAAGAAGGAGGUGGAAGAUGCUGAACUGGAACGGUUGAAGAAAGCCUUGGACAAGAGUGCCAAGGAUGAAGAUGUCGAGAUGAAGCCCGUGGAGGAUGCAGCAGCAGCGGCUGCGGUGGGCGUGGAGGAGCUGGACACUGGCUAUUACCAGUUGGUGGGGAUCAUCUCGCACAAGGGCCGCACCGCCGAUGGAGGCCACUAUGUUGGAUGGACCUUGCACAAGAAGGCCGAUGGCAAGGACCUCAAGGAUGAUCAGUGGGUGCUCUUUGAUGAUGAUGAAGUCAGCUUUGUGAGCUGGAAAGAUAUGACAGGGAUGAGCACAGACUUGUGCGGUGGCAAGGCUGACACACAGAUCGCUUACAUCAACAUCUACAAGAAGGUCACCGUUGCUGCCGACCCCGGGCAGUCUUUGGGUGCAGCCUCUUCAACUGAAAAGGAAGAAGAUGUGAAGAUGGAAGCUGGAUAUUCCUGA